AUGUUCCGGCUUCUCGUCCUCCUUGUUCUCUCCGUUUCUCUUUUUGUUUCUUGCAAUGGGCAUCCCUCUGCAACCAAUCGGAUUGUACUGGGAAAUGCGGCCCAAGGAGAUUGCUAUGAUAUUGACAUAAUCGAUUCCAGCUAUUGGCCUGAUGACUAUGGGCCAUGCACGGACCAUGGGAUAACCUUCAUCUACCGAACUGCUGGAAGUGACCAAGUGGCCCUUGAAUAUGCUGGUGAGGGAGGAUACGACUUUGUGGGUGACGAAUCUAUGUUUCUAGUGAGCUUCAAAGUCUACGUUUUCACGGGAUGCGAGGAAGAUUCCUCUGAUGCUGAUUGUGAAAUCUAUGUCAUCAAGGACCAUGACACCAACAAAACUGGAUCAUGUAAUUCAUGCCGGAUGGAAGGUGCCACUGCAAUUCUUGAAGAAUGUGGAGACAUCGAAGAUUUGUUUGCAAGUUCUGGUUUGCCUCUCCAAGUGGAGAUUGGAAGUGAUGACUAUGACACACAAUUCAUCCCAUUGGCCAACAGCAGGUGCGAGGGUUUUUCUGCAUCGCAAGCGACCACAAUUGCUGACCCCACCCCUGCCCCUUCUGGAGGACUCAGAGGAGGAAAAGAGCACACAUCUUUGACCUUCAAGGUUUUCAUGACGUUUCUCUUCGUUCCAAAUGACGGUCAAACACCAGAUGCUGAAGAGGCAGAGGAGCUUUUCGGUGUGGUUCGUGCGUUCUUCAAGGCAAGAUACCAGGAGAGUCCAAGCUUCCAACAGUGUGGGUUUCAAGACUUGCUUGUCUCCAACCUGGUUCAUGAGUCUAUAAGUGCUUCUGGAGACUUUGAGAUCAGCUAUGAUGCAAUGAUUGUCAUUGGAAAGGGCUGUGCUGCCAACAAACGUGAUGCUAUGAAUGUGGUUGCCAAUAAACAGCACCUGAACCGUUUUAUGAAUGAACUUGCCAGUGCCAGUCAGCAGGGAGAGCUCCAAAGCAAAGUCUUUUCCCUUGCGCAAAGUGUAAAGGUGCGGGUUGUUGGCCAUGGAGCCUCCUAG
This is a messenger RNA of Seminavis robusta, 1041 nucleotides long. Lineage: Eukaryota; Bacillariophyta; Bacillariophyceae; Naviculales; Naviculaceae. The record is from the annotation of a GenBank genome assembly.